UGCGAAUAUUAUCAUGCGUGAUCGCCGUGAGAGGACGCGCGCCGCAGCCGUGAGCCCAGGCCGGUUCGGAGGAUGUCGGACGGACCUGUGAAUAAAGUCCGAGUGAAACGGCAGAUCAGAACCAUCGUGAAGGAUCUGGAGAACAUUUUAGGGGACCUGAAGGAUGUUGCGAAGGAACUCAAAGAGGUGGUCCAUGAGAUUGACUGUCUCACAUCAGAUCUUCAUCUGGAGGAGGAGAUGACAGACAGCUCAAAGACAGACACGCUAAACAGCAGCUCGAGCAGCACCACGACCACCACCGUGUCCAGCAUCGACAAGAUCAAGAUCUACCCAGAGGAGAUGCUCUUCAGACCAGCGUCAGUCCCACCAGCGGUCCUCACCGUCCUGAAGAGACCUCACCCGCCCCUGCCGCCUCCCCGAAUGACCCCAAGCAGAUCCGAGGAGUACAGCGACGGCCUGUCAUCAAGGACACCGCCCGCGGCUAACGGGACAGUGAUGCAGAACCGAGUUUUCCCCGUGAAUCCCAUUAAUGUGUUGAGCAAAGAGUCAUGUUGUGGGGUGAAAAGUGUGACUGCGCCCUCCGCACCUCUACUGAAACUCGAGAAGAGCCGCUGUCCUCAGACCACGAGGGAGCGCGUGCGAUUCAGCGAGAAAGUCCAGUAUCUGGGCUAUUGUCCGGACUGUGACCUACAGUGUGAUGUGAACAACACGGAUCUGCACUUACACACGGAAUUGAUUGACGGCAAACUGAGUCCCUUACAUCAGUGCUCAUCCUCGCUGCCUGCUCAAGUCCUCCUGGACAACGGCAGCCUUGGGUUCCCCUCGAAGAAACCACACAAGACCAUUUUACGCCACAAAUCCACCACCACAACCGUUUGAUGUAGAUUGAGUCUAAAUGAACCAUUUAAAAGUUCUCUUUCUAGUUUAAUUUUAUAUGAAGAGCACCGGCUGAAGUGGCUCGUGAAGAAACAACAGAACCAUCAAAAGAUGGAGAUCAGAAGAGAAUGUUCUUCACAUCACCGGAGAGGUUGAGUGGUCUGUGGUACAAUCGUCUUGAGUUGGUCAUGUGACUCACAGUAUGUGACAGAAACCCCUCGAGCCGCUCGCAUCAUUAACAGUCACAAGCCCCCGACGGCCACAUCUCACAGAUAAAACAUUGCAGAAAGUGGCUUUCUACUGCAGAAGAAAUUAUAGUCUUAUUCUCUCUGUUUCACUGGGACAAAAGUUAUUUCAAUGAGGAAAAACCCAUAAUCCUUCAAACAGGAUUAAACGUUUUGAUCGGCGCUUCAGUCUGUCAUAUAAUGUUGCUGCUAGCCAAGUUAAACCAAAUAAAUCUAAAUAAUGAAGCAGAUAACAUGUAAAACAUUUAUUCACUUGAAGUGGGUAAUAAAGUGUAAUUCAGAUCACGUAUAUCCAGUACUGACUUGUUCAGCUGAGGACACGUUUGUAAAGAUAUUUUAUGUUUUGUAAAGAAAACCUUCAAAGAGCAUAUUUUUGAUAUUCUAUGAGAUCAUUUUAAAGAUGUCAACAUUUUUGU
Molecule: messenger RNA, 1537 nt
Organism: Myxocyprinus asiaticus (Chinese sucker)
Lineage: Eukaryota; Metazoa; Chordata; Actinopteri; Cypriniformes; Catostomidae
Product: protein Largen-like
Exons: 3
Coding region: 73-879 (268 amino acids)
Biological process (GO): positive regulation of translation; positive regulation of cell size
Source: RefSeq, a predicted model, not a curated record